Abrus precatorius (Indian licorice) is the source of this 2316-nucleotide messenger RNA. RefSeq names its product beta-galactosidase 13-like. Gene Ontology annotation, biological process: carbohydrate metabolic process. Gene Ontology annotation, molecular function: beta-galactosidase activity; carbohydrate binding. Lineage: Eukaryota; Viridiplantae; Streptophyta; Magnoliopsida; Fabales; Fabaceae. The transcript is spliced from 17 exons. Gene Ontology annotation, cellular component: vacuole; cell wall. Bases 1 to 2316 code for a protein of 771 amino acids. The record is from RefSeq and is a predicted model, not a curated record.
AUGUGGCCAGGGAUUCUUGACGAAGCAAAACAUGGAGGUUUAAAUGUGAUCCAAACUUACGUGUUUUGGAACAUUCAUGAGCCUGAGAAAGGCAAGUUUAUAAUGGAAGGGCGGUAUGAUCUGGUAAAGUUCAUCAAGCUCGUUCAAGAAAAAGGAAUGUAUGUAACCCUCAGGGUUGGGCCUUUCAUCCAAGCUGAAUGGAAUCACGGAGGAUUGCCAUUUUGGUUAAGAGAGGUCCCUGGCAUUAUAUUCCGCUCUAACAAUGAACCCUUUAAGACGCAUAUGAAAGAAUACGUAUCAACUAUUAUAGGAAAGAUGAAAGAAGAGAAGCUCUUUGCUCCCCAAGGAGGCCCCAUCAUCUUAGCACAGAUAGAGAAUGAGUACAACCAUAUCCAACUUGCUUAUGAAGAGGACGGAAUUAGUUAUGUCCAAUGGGCUGCAAAAAUGGCAGUGGCACUGGAUGCUGGAGUUCCAUGGCUCAUGUGCAAGCAGAAGGAUGCUCCUGAUCCAGUGAUUAAUGCAUGCAAUGGAAGGCACUGCGGUGAUACCUUCACAGGCCCAAACAAACCUUACAAGCCUGCCAUAUGGACUGAAAACUGGACUGCUCAGUACAGGGUGUUUGGAGAUCCACCAUCCCAAAGAUCUGCAGAAGACAUUGCCUUCUCAGUUGCCCGCUUCUUUUCUAAGAAUGGGUCUUUGGUCAACUACUACAUGUAUCAUGGUGGGACAAACUUUGGUAGAACAACCGGUGCCUUUACAACAACCAGAUAUUACGAUGAAGCUCCUCUUGAUGAGUUUGGUCUACGUAGAGAACCAAAAUAUGGUCACUUAAAGGACGUGCACAGGGCUUUGAACCUAUGCAAGAAGGCCAUGUUCUCGAGUCAGUCUAAAGUCAAUAAAAUUAGCCAAUAUCAUGAGAUUAUAGUUUUUGAGAGGCCAGGAAGUAAUACAUGUGCUGCUUUCAUCACUAACAACCACACCCAAACUCCAGCAACUAUAAACUUCAGAGGUUCGGAGUAUUAUUUGCCACCACGCUCCAUCAGCAUCCUCCCUGAUUGCAAGAAUGUGGUCUUCAACACUCAAAAUAUUGUUUCACAACAUAAUAUAAGAAACUACAAGAAGUCAAAGACAGCAAACAAUCAUAAGUGGGAGGUUUUUAAUGAGCCCGUUCCAACUACCAAGCAAACCAAAUUCGAUUCAAAAGUUAAAGUUCCUGCAGAGCUUUAUAGCUUGCUUAAAGACACCACAGACUAUGGAUGGUACACCACAAGCGUGGAAUUGGGUCCAGAAGACUUGUCAAGGAAGACUGAUGUAUCCCCCGUUCUUCGUAUAAUGAGUCUUGGUCACUCAUUGCUUGCUUUUGUAAAUGGAGAAUUCGUUGGGUCCAAUCAUGGUAGCCAUGAGGAGAAAUCUUUUGAAUUCCAGAAACCUGUAAAAUUCAAGGUUGGAACUAACCAGAUAGCUAUCUUAGCUUCCACAAUGGGACUCCCCGACAGUGGAGCAUACAUGGAGCAUAGGUUUGCUGGACCCAAGUCUAUAACCAUCCUUGGUCUUAACUCGGGAAAAAUUGAUCUCACUAGUAAUGGAUGGGGUGUACAGGUUGGUCUCCAAGGCGAGAAGCAAAGCAUUUUCACUGAGGAAGGUGCAAAGAAAGUGGAAUGGAAGGAGGUGAAGGGAUCUGGAACAACUCUCUCCUGGUACAAGACAAAAUUUGAAACCCCAGAGGGAAGGGAUCCUGUUGCCAUCAGGAUGACUGGUAUGGGGAAGGGAAUGAUUUGGAUCAAUGGUGAAAGCAUUGGUCGUCACUGGAUGAGCUACCUCUCUCCUCUUGGAAAGCCUACUCAGUCAGAGUACCACAUCCCAAGAAGUUUCCUCAAUCCAAAAGACAACUUACUUGUUAUAUUUGAGGAAGAGGUAGCAAAUCCUGAAAACGUUGUUAUCUUAAAUGUGGACAGAGAUACAGUAUGCAGUUUCAUUACAGAGAAUUAUGCACCAAAUCUGAAGUCAUGGGCAAGUAAGAGCGGCAAAUUCCAUGCUGUUGUGGAUAAUCUGAAGCCAGCAGCUUCAAUCAAGUGUCCAAACGACAAAACCAUUUUGGCUGUAGAGUUUGCAAGCUUUGGUGAUCCUUCGGGUUUCUGUGGAAGCUUUUCUGUGGGCAAAUGUAAUGCACCUUCCGCUACGAAGAUUGUUGAGCAGCAUUGUCUACGAAAAAAUGCUUGUUCAGUUCCAGUGGACAAGGCACUCUUUAACAUGGGUCAAGAUGAAUGCCCAAGUGUGAUGAAGGCACUUGCAAUCCAAGUGAAGUGUGGCUAUUAG